UUUGAUUUUUUUAAUUGUUCGUAACUAGUACACACUACGGUAUUAAUGUGUUUUAUUUAUUUUUAUUUUAUAAUUUGGUUUUAUAAAAUAAAUUAUACUUAUUAGUUACUUCAUAGGAAUCGGAAAAUCAUUGAUGCGUUAUCGAGUUUGACUUUCGGCAAAAUCAUGUCGUCUACGCAAGAUAAAUCGUUGUUUAAAGAUUCUCAAAUCGUUGUGUCUAUGAUGGAAAAUUUAGGAAUACGCGAAUGCGACGACCAAGUUGUAAACCACCUGUUGGAAUUUAAUAACUACAGAUCCAUAUCACUCAUUUUGGAAGAAGCCAAAUCUUGUGCAACAUUUGCUAAUAAGGACACAAUUGAUGUUAAUGAUAUCCAAAUGGCAAUUCAAAUGGCUAAAGAUGUCGGAUUACCCAGAUCUCCUCCAUCCGAUGUAGGCUUCUCAAAAAACGAAGAUAGCAGAAUAUUUUAGUUUAAAAAUGAGUUGAUAUACUUUUUUUGAAAAUGCUAUCAUGAUGAACAAUUCAGUGAUUCUGGCGAUUGAAGCUGACCUGAACUAACUAUUGACAAACGUGCAAAAUGAAACUAGUGAAUGCAAAAAAUGUAUCAAAAAAAAUAAAUGCAAUAAAUGUAUCAAAAAAAAUAAAUGCAUUGAAUUCUGCCAGUAGAUUGAGAAAACCUAAAAAUGAAUCACAUUUUUCAGCAAAAAAUUACAAACUCAAAACUAGUACGAAUGAUGGAAUAAACAAAUGGAAGAAAAUCAUUGAAAAAACAGCUGCUGAAAUAUUGAAUGUGGCUAUACAAACUAGAGCUAUGGACAAAAUUGAUAUUCUUUCACAAAAUGUUCAAAAUUUGGAUUAUUUACCUGAAUUGACAGAUUUAGACAUUGAAGAAGUUAUUGCAAAUCAACCGAAUAAUGAAGAAGUAAUUACACCUAAAGUCAAUAAUUUUAAUGUAGAUUCUCUAUUAAAUGACCCUUAUUCAUUAUGAUUUAUAAUUUUAAACAUGAAUCUAGUAAUACUCUUGUAAAAUAUUUUUUUUA
Messenger RNA from Rhopalosiphum padi (bird cherry-oat aphid), 1038 nucleotides. RefSeq lists its product as uncharacterized. The transcript is spliced from 6 exons. The record is from RefSeq and is a predicted model, not a curated record. The coding region runs from base 576 to 986 and encodes 136 amino acids. Lineage: Eukaryota; Metazoa; Arthropoda; Insecta; Hemiptera; Aphididae.